GUCUUAAUAGCUUUAGUAUUUUUAGAAGAUAUGACAGAUCUUUGAUGUAUAAUCGAAUUUACUUUUCAAACAUAAUAAUUAAAGGCUUUUAAUGUAAUUAUUAAUGAAGAUCGAAGCGCGAGUUAAAUAAGCACGAGUGACGUCAUGAUGUGAACACAUGAAUGCGCUGCGCGCGCACGCUCAUCAACUCGCAAAGCUUAUAUCAACAGCAGCAGAAGCGACGGACGCUCAAUACAGAUGACAUCAUGAGUUUGGCAGUCUGUGGUUACCAUGGUGAUGGUCAUUUUAACGAGGAUGCACCUCGACCUCCAGUGCCAGGUGAGGAGGACCGAGAGUUGGUCCAGUCAAGAGAUGGCACGCAAAUCUCCAAAAAGACAACUUCUCAUUGGGCAGAGGGUUCGACUGCCACGCCCCGCAGAUCUGACCUGAAUUUAGGCUUUGAACCCGAGGGCAGUGCAUCACGGACCGGCCCGUAUGAGGCCUGGGCGGAGACGCUCCUCACGCUGCUGGACGACCGGGACGGCACGACUCUCUUCCAGCACUUCCUGCGGGGCCUGGGCUGCUCCGACCUGCUGGACUUCUGGUUCGCCUGCAGCGGCUUCCGGAAGUUUCCCGCGGCCACGACGGAGCAGCGACUCAAACUGGCCAAAGCCAUAUACCGCUGCUACCUGUCCGAGCGCAGUCACAGCGCCGUGUCACGCCAGGUCGCCACAGUGACGAGGUGCGGCGUACUGGACGCCAUUCAACGCUCGCAACUGGACUCUGUCUUGUUUGCGCAGGCGCAUGCAGAGGUGCAGGCCGUAUUGGAGCACAGCCUGUUCCCGCUCUUUCUCAGGUCAGACGUGUAUUUGAAACACAGUCACGAUCAGAAACUCCGGACAAAACUCCCAGCAUCAACAGACCACCAGAACACAGUGUUACUGGGUCACCUGGACACGCCCUCACCUGAGAAGGGGGCGGAUCCUGAAACUGAGAGCCUCCCUUCCUACAACACUGCCAAUCAGAAGAGCCCAGACAAGAAGUGCAGGCAGAGGUGUCACACGUGUCAUCAUCACAUGAGAACAACACGCGUGAGAGAGUCAGCAUAUAAACACCUGCCGCACACACCAGUAAAGAUGAGGACACACACAUUCGCAGCUGAACUGAUGAGACGUUUACAGGAGCUACAGACUCAAACUCUUCCUGUGGAAGAGGAAGCUGAUGUCAUCGACAGAACCUCAUUAUGUCAUUCUGAAAAGACGAAAGAAAGCUCCACCCCCUCUCUGGGUUACUGUGAUACAGAUGAUGACAUCACACAGUUGCAUGAAACACGUGAAGUAAAGAGCCCUCGACACAAACAUGUACACACAAACUCUACUGAUGAUGCUCUGGACUGCAGUCAGACAGACACAAAGCAUUAUGGCAGGUGUGCAGGUGAGAUCAUAACAGUUGUAUAUUAUUUCUGUGGUGAGUUGGUUCCAUACAGGACGUGUGUUGAGGGCAACACUUUGACCCUCGGUCAGUUUAAAUCGCUGGUGACCCGCAGGGGUUGGUACAGGUUCUUCUUCAAAAGAGCCAGCAGUGAGUUUGAAUGCGGUGUGGUUUAUGAAGAGAUACGAGAAGAUGAGAGCGUCCUGCCAACGUAUGACCAUAAAAUCAUCGCAAAAGUGGAGAGAAUGAAUAAAUGAACAAAUGAUGUUGUGUUCUGCUGAUACAGGAUCAGUUAAUCUUCAGACAUAUGUUAACAACACUGUUGUUGUUAUUGAAUAAAAAGUCAUUUACUGUA
Misgurnus anguillicaudatus (oriental weatherfish) is the source of this 1765-nucleotide messenger RNA. RefSeq lists its product as uncharacterized. Gene Ontology annotation, cellular component: nucleus; plasma membrane; beta-catenin destruction complex. Gene Ontology annotation, biological process: positive regulation of proteasomal ubiquitin-dependent protein catabolic process; negative regulation of canonical Wnt signaling pathway; cell development. NCBI's taxonomy places the organism in Eukaryota, Metazoa, Chordata, Actinopteri, Cypriniformes, Cobitidae. Gene Ontology annotation, molecular function: ubiquitin protein ligase binding; protein kinase binding; molecular adaptor activity. The record is from RefSeq and is a predicted model, not a curated record.